AUCCCAGGAAGGAAGGGGGGGGGAGGACGGGCCCCGCCGAGGGAGACGGAAAUGAGAGGGAGGAGGGAGGGGAGUCCGGAGAGGAAACCCCAUCCCUUUAAGAGCGAGUGGGACAUAGCGGUGCGAGGAAAAGGAGAGGAGGGGGAGAAGAAAGAGGAAUUAAAAAAGAAAAGGAAGAAAGAGACAGGGAGGGAGGAGGGAGAGCGGGCGAUAAAAAAAGAAAGAUGACAUCCUCGCAGCUGAACGGCCGAGGUGGAGCGAUGGGCUGCGGCCCGGCGACAGCGCCGCUCGCCGGGGUCAGAGCUUGAAACCAACAGCGAGGCUUCGACAAACACCCGAGUGGCCUAUUGAGAGGAAAUCGGGGAAAAUAUAGAUCCACAAAUUAAAAGCAAAGCAUGGGCUGCCGUGCCGCCAGACGCGUGUGUUAUUACCCAUAUUUGCUUCCGUGCGUAAAAGCGCAUUUAUUUUACGCAGAUUGUUUUUUUGUUUGUUGCUAAAGUGUAACACCGAGCCGUGCGGGGUUUGUUUUUGUUUCUUUUGGUUAUUUCUGACAGAGUUUAACAGCGCGCUGUUGCGUUUUCAGGGAGAUUCGAUGAAUUAAAGUUAGAAAUCAAAGUGAACGGAGGAACAGGCCCGUGCUGCAGCUGGCCUGCUCCGCCGCCGCUGCCUCCCUGUGCGCACACGGCAGCCCCGCGUUAGCCAUCGGCUGCGUGCAUGUUAAUGUCGGAGCAUUAGGCCGCCUCGAUGAGAACAGCACAUUUCUGCAGACCACUUCAUCCACGUUUUGCGACAGAAUCCGGGAGGCCGUGGUUUGCGCUGCAGGACGCACGGCCGUGUGCGCCUCCACCAUCGCUGGGCCCAGUCACACCAUGCACAGGAUCUCGAUCUCAAUCAGGAACUGACUUUAUAAUCUCCAUCGCCGUGGCGCAAAAUGGAUGCUGCUUGGAGCAAUUUUCUCUUCCAGCAUACUCCCACCCAAAACCAAGUGGAGGGGAGUCUCCAAUCAGAGCUCAUGCCCGUGCAUACGAGUUCUCCCCAAACCCCACCCACAGAGCACAUAGCACAGCCUCCUUCUACUGUGGACACUGCUGCCCUCAAUGAGGAUCCCCUGCCCGUGAAGCCAGUGUCUCGGCCGACCCGCGUGCCCCACAUCUGUGCCAUCUGCAACAAGCAGUUCAAGAACAACUACAACCUGCGGCGGCACCAGUCGGUCCACACUGGGGUACGCAUGAAGGACAGGGCCAGAGAGCAGGCGGAGGGGGCAAAGGAGGGAGCAGCCGGCCAGGUGGCUGUGGCGGCCCCGUCGGUGAUGGCGGUGGGGGCCGGAGGGAGGACGGAGAGGCCCACUGUUCCCCUCUCCCUGCUCCACCUCUCCGCGCCUCCCCCUCUCGCCCCUCCCGGCGUGCUGGUGGGUGCACAGCAGCCUCCCCUGGGUAGUCAGGAUGGUGAAGGGGUUGCCAUGCCAAACCUAAUGGCUAGUGUUAACCCCCAUGCUCCGCCUCCUGCUGCUGUCGUCAUGGCCACAGGGGCGACAGUACAGCGGCCCUCGAAUCCCAACCCAAACCCGGUGAGGAAGAACCACGCCUGCGAGACAUGCGGGAAGGCCUUCCGCGACGUCUACCACCUCAACCGCCACCGCCUGUCACACUCGGACGAGAAGCCGUUCUCCUGUCCCAUCUGCCAGCAGCGCUUCAAGAGGAAGGACCGCAUGAGCCACCACGUGCGCUCCCACCAGGGCGGAGUGGAAAAACCCUACGUCUGUCCCCACUGUGGCAAGGCUUUCUCCAGGCCUGACCAUCUGAACAGUCACGUCCGACAGGUGCACUCCUCAGAGCGACCUUUCAAAUGCCCAACCUGUGAGUCCAGCUUUGCCACGAAGGAUCGCUUGCGUGCGCAUAUGAUUCGCCACGAGGAGAAGGUCCCCUGCCACAUCUGUGGAAAGCUCCUGUCUGCUGCUUACAUCACAGAUCACAUGAGGGUGCACAACCAGUCGCAGCACCACGCCUGCCACCUCUGUAACCGCAGUUUUACCACACUGACGUACCUCCGUGUCCAUGCCCAGAAGCACCAUGGCCAGGAGUGGAAAGACAGUCCAGGGGGCUUUGGCGGCACAGCCUCCGGUGGCGUACUCGUCUGCCACUUGUGUGGCGUCCACUGCAAGACGCCCACACAGCUCCAGGGGCACAUGGGCACCCAUGGCAACAGCCACGGUGCCCCGAGCCCCGUCACCUCUAACGUGGCUGCCAGCAGCUCCGUCUCCCUUAGCAACAUGGUGACAGCACCCACUGUGUAUGUCACCGGCAACACGGUGGUGGACCUGCUUGUCACAGACUGCUCUAGCAUUGCAGCACCGCAGCAACACAGUUAGCAAUAGAGAGCCCAGCAAUAAUAAUCUCAGUCUCUUAGUGGAGGGCAAGGUUAGAGAAGGUCGGAGUUACUCGUAGAUGCUGAUCCGGUUUCAGUUUUGUCAUGUCCCCACUUCUAGGUAAGGUCAGAAUCGAGGGUGGGGGAGAUUAACACCAGUCAGUCGGCUCAGCGCUGCGGAGCUGGAGAACCGGAGGAAAAGGAUAUGUUGUAUUAAUAGAGCGAUGAAGUCAUGGAAAAAGGGACCGUUGUGGCUGCAGCAGGUUCACGGACACCAACGACAAACAUGGAUGUGUCGUCCAAAUAUUCCUGAAUGCUCUCGUGCAUUAAAGACUCCAAUGAAACUGUGGUAUUGUGAGCAUCUACUGUAUUACUCUCCCCUCUCUGCCCUCUCUCUCUCUUUGGCUGCUCUCUGCAAGUGCACCAAGUACUGUAUAUCUCACACCAGCUCUGAUCUUACCUCCAUUUUGCAGCUCACGUACUGAGAAUCCAAAUGGCUCGCGUUUUUAAAAAGUAGGCUGAGAGAAGAACCCUACAUAAACAUAAAAGAGAGACACAAUAGUCGGAAAGUUGCGUGCUUGGGUGUGUGUGUGUGU
Molecule: messenger RNA, 2960 nt
Organism: Paralichthys olivaceus (Japanese flounder)
Lineage: Eukaryota; Metazoa; Chordata; Actinopteri; Pleuronectiformes; Paralichthyidae
Gene: mazb
Product: MYC-associated zinc finger protein b (purine-binding transcription factor)
Biological process (GO): regulation of transcription by RNA polymerase II
Molecular function (GO): DNA-binding transcription factor activity, RNA polymerase II-specific; RNA polymerase II cis-regulatory region sequence-specific DNA binding
Source: RefSeq, a predicted model, not a curated record